AUGGAUUUGAGAGACAAGGUGGUGAUGGUUCAUGGCGGAACUUCAGGUAUUGGUAAGGAGCUCGUUUUAACUCUGGUAUCGAAAAAAGCCAACGUUGUUUUCACUGGCACCAACAAACAGAAAGGAAAAGAAGUCAUUGAACUACUGAACAACCUAUACAAAGGGAAAAGAUCACAUCAUGCCCAUUUCUACAACAUGGAUAUAACUGAUUGGCGUGCACAAGAGAAUAUCUAUGAUUUUAUCGAAAACGUUUAUACGGGCAAAAAGAUCGAUAUAGUGAUCAUUGUGGCUGGUAUACUGGACUCAUCUAACCUUAUGGAUGAUUUAGAAGAGAGAGGAGGAGGAGGGUAUCACUAUCAUACUCUGGAAGUCAACUUAACAGCGGCUGUGAAGGCCAACCGACUCGCCAUUCAAUACUUUUUAAAAGAAAAACGGCCAGGCUGCAUUAUCAAUACUUCGUCCGUCUUUGGAUUGGCUCCAGGCCCUACACAACCAUUGUAUGCGGCGUCGAAGCAUGCGAUUAUUGGACUUACAAAGAGCUAUGGUAGUUUAUUGCGGUCUACGAAUAUCAGAGUCAAUGUGAUAGCACCUCAUUUUGUAGAGACAGCACUGGUACCCAAAGAGAGUAUCAAAGCCGUGCAAACUUUUGGCAUGGUCAGUUUGAAAAGUUGCAUAGAGGCAUUUCUAUACGUCAUUGCAGAUGAAUCACUCAAUGGGCGAUCAGUGGAGCCAAGGUUCUAUGAUCCUGUUGUCGAGCAACUUGACUAUAUGUGUCAAAAACGGAAGGAAGAUGUACUGAAUCUUAUCCUCAAGCAUUUUCAAUAA
Molecule: messenger RNA, 825 nt
Organism: Mycotypha africana
Lineage: Eukaryota; Fungi; Mucoromycota; Mucoromycetes; Mucorales; Mycotyphaceae
Exons: 6
Coding region: 1-825 (274 amino acids)
Cellular component (GO): cytoplasm
Molecular function (GO): oxidoreductase activity, acting on the CH-OH group of donors, NAD or NADP as acceptor
Source: RefSeq, a predicted model, not a curated record